This is a messenger RNA of Staurois parvus, 635 nucleotides long. Lineage: Eukaryota; Metazoa; Chordata; Amphibia; Anura; Ranidae. The record is from the annotation of a GenBank genome assembly.
GAGGAGGGGGGGUCACGUGUGCUCGGCUAGGGAAGUUAAAGUUUAUUCUAUACAGGAUGAACGAGGAGGCAGCGACUGGCACCAGCACCGGGCAAUCAGUGGAUGCAAUGUGCAAAAAGCGGGAAGAUUACUUAGAAUGGUGUGAAUAUUUUAUGGCCGUCGCCUUUUUAUCUGCUCAGAGGAGUAAAGAUCCCAGCUCCCAAGUUGGAGCAUGCAUUGUAAAUCCCGAGAACAAAAUUGUUGGUAUUGGAUACAAUGGAAUGCCCAAUGGCUGUCCUGAUGAUGCCCUUCCAUGGGCAAGAACAGCAGCAGAUAAACUUGAUACAAAGUACCCAUAUGUCUGCCAUGCCGAGCUGAAUGCCAUUAUGAACAAGAAUUCAGCAGAUGUAAAAGGGUGCGUCAUGUACGUUGCUUUGUUUCCAUGCAAUGAAUGUGCCAAGCUAAUCAUACAAGCAGGCAUUAUAGAAGUGAUCUACAUGUCGGACAAGUACCAUGGCUCUCCAGAAAUGAAGGCUGCAAGGCUUCUGUUUAACCUUGCUGGUAUCAGAUACACGAAAUUUGUUCCCAAGCGAAAAAGUAUAGUCAUCGACUUUGAUUCGAUCAAUAAGAACAGUCCGGGUCGGACACAGAUGUGA